Aureobasidium pullulans EXF-150 is the source of this 1507-nucleotide messenger RNA. Its product is annotated as alpha/beta-hydrolase. NCBI's taxonomy places the organism in Eukaryota, Fungi, Ascomycota, Dothideomycetes, Dothideales, Saccotheciaceae. Gene Ontology annotation, biological process: epoxide metabolic process. The transcript is spliced from 5 exons. Gene Ontology annotation, molecular function: epoxide hydrolase activity. The record is from RefSeq and is a predicted model, not a curated record. The coding region runs from base 34 to 1224 and encodes 396 amino acids.
AGAUCACACAUCCAAGAAACACAUUAUUCCAUCAUGGCUGAUUAUUCUACCAUCCCACCCACUGCAAAGGUUCAGCCUAAACCUUACAAGGUUGAGAUUGAUGCAAAUGAUAUUUCCUCCAUGAAGCAUUUGCUCGCUCAUUCAAAGAUUGGUCUUGCUACCUAUGAGAAUCAACAAACAGACCGUCGGUUUGGCAUGAACCGUGACUGGCUCAUCAAUGCUAAGAAGCAUUGGGAGACCGAAUACGAUUGGAGAAGAUGCGAGAAAAACAUCAACUCGUUCCCCAACUUCACGAUCCCCGUGACCGACGACAAGGGCUCGGAUUUCACAAUCCACUUCCUCGCUCUCUUCUCGAAGAAAUCCGAUGCGAUUCCUCUCAUCUUCCUCCACGGCUGGCCAGGAAGCAUCCUCGAAUUCUUGGGCAUGCUCACAGUGAUCAAGAAGCAGUACCCCAACCCUGAAGACCUACCUUAUCACAUUAUCGUCCCUUCAUUGCCUGGAUAUGCGUUCUCCUCUUCUCCACCGAUUGAUCGCGAUUUCAAGGCUGAUGACAUGGCGCCUGUUAUGAAUGCUCUGAUGAUUGCACUGGGCUUUGGAAGUGGAUAUAUCGCUCAAGGAGGUGAUCUCGGAAGUUUCAUUGCCAGACAGUUGGGUGUGGAAAAUGAAGAAUGUAAAGCGUUCCACUUAAACCUCUACCAACUCCCCGCCCCCUCCAACGCCUCCUCCCUCCCAAUCUCCCAAACCGAAAAAAACGGUCUCGACCGCGCAAAAGCAUUCACAGAAACCGGCUCCGCCUACGCCCGCGAACACGGCACCCGCACCGCAACAAUCGGUCUCGUAUUAUCUUCUUCCCCUCUAGCCCUGUUAACUUGGAUCGGCGAGAAAUUCCUGGAAUGGACGGAUGCGGAUCCAACACUGGACGAGAUAUUGGAUUCGGUAUCCUUGUAUUGGUUGACUGAUACUUAUGCCAGAUGUAUUUAUCCGUACAGGACUAUGUUUGGUGGUGGAGCGGCGAAACCGAGAUUUGCCCAUCCUUCUUCCAAACCGCAAGGAUAUAGUUAUUUCCCAAAGGAAAUCUCGCCCACGCCUGUUUCUUGGGUCAAGGAGACUGGAAACUUUGUGCAUACGGCUAGUCAUGAGGAAGGUGGACAUUUCGCUGCCAUGGAGAAGCCUGAGGUGCUCUGGGGUGAUGUGGAGGGAUUUGUCAAGGCGGCUUGGAAGUGAGUUUUUGAUCUCUCUCUUUGACAGUGGAAAGGGGACGAGAAUGCGUGUUUCUGUUGGCGAUGUUCUCAUAUGAUUAGAAUGUGAUGGCUAAUUCGAGCUAUGGUUCGUGAUAGCCCGUCUUCUUCUUCCAGAGCGAGACAAUCGAGCAAGAUCUAAAUAGUGUAUGUUGUGUUUGAUUGUGGUGUGUAGCAAUAAAUACAGCAAUGCUCUCUCUAGCGAUGUGUUCCGUGUGAAGCUAUCUCUUCUCGCUCAUACAGGGGCUCAUUCUUUCACAAGCCAUAGC